Molecule: messenger RNA, 4484 nt
Organism: Nymphalis io (European peacock)
Lineage: Eukaryota; Metazoa; Arthropoda; Insecta; Lepidoptera; Nymphalidae
Gene: Rchy1
Product: RING finger and CHY zinc finger domain-containing protein 1
Exons: 7
Coding region: 149-1090 (313 amino acids)
Biological process (GO): ubiquitin-dependent protein catabolic process; protein ubiquitination
Cellular component (GO): nucleus
Molecular function (GO): zinc ion binding; ubiquitin protein ligase activity
Source: RefSeq, a predicted model, not a curated record
AGUUGUCACGUUCAGCCUAUUGUUGUUCAUUAUCGUCCAAUAAAAAAAUAUAUUAAUUGAUAGAGUACAUUCAUCGUAUCCCUUCUUAACCUUGAAACAGCUAUCAAUUCGUAACUCUUUAGAUAUAUUAAAUGUAAAAUACAUAAAAAUGUCAAAAGUGAAUUCAGAAACACCUAAUGGUGAAUCUGCAGUGGUGACCGAAGAAAUCGCUGAAAAGCGCAUUGGUUGCGCUCAUUAUAAGCGAAGGGCCAAAUUUGUGACACCAUGCUGCAACAAGCUUUAUAUGUGCCGAUACUGCCACGAUGAGAACGAAGAGCACUACUUCAACAGAAAGUCUGUGACAGAGCUGAUAUGUACAGAAUGUGAUACUCGGCAGAAGGUCCAAGCGGAAUGCGUGAACUGUGGAGUGAGAUUUGGCAAUUAUACGUGUCUGAUUUGCAACUUAUUUGACGAUGAAGAUAAGAAACAGUACCACUGUGAUGGCUGUGGCAUAUGUCGAGUGGGGGGUCGGGAUAAAUUCUUCCACUGUGAACGGUGUAACAUGUGUUUACCAGUACAGUUGAAAUGUGUUGGUCACAGGUGUGUAGAGAACGUGUCCCGGUCGAACUGUCCCGUGUGCUUGGAGGACAUCCACACGUCGCGCAUCCCGUGCCACAUCCCGGACUGCGGACACCUGCUGCACCGCCCGUGCUUCGAGCAGAUGCUCAAGUCGGGCCACUACGCCUGCCCCACGUGCCAGACCAGCAUGAUUGAUAUGACCAAUCUCUGGAACUACCUGGACUCCGAGGUGGCAGCGACUCCCAUGCCGCCCGAGUACGCCGACUACAAGACGACCAUUCUCUGCAAAGAUUGUCACAAGUUAUCAACUGUAAAGUUUCACGUGGUCGGACUGAAGUGUCAACACUGUGGCGGAUACAACACGUGUCAAACGAAUGGAUUCCACAAAGAUAGCGGCAGUUCUGAGCAAUGCGAUUCAUCGUCGUCUCCGUCUAGUUCGACCAGUCGAAGUUCAACAUUCGAGCCGAGAGAAGAACCGAUAAACGACGACCUCCCGCAAGCCAAUCCGCUCGACGAACCGCCGCAGGCCUGACCGGAACCGGAUCAAACCGGACCGAACCGGACCAAUCGCGAUACACGAGAGCACGUCUGACGUGUCAUGCGGACUUAUUUUGUACUUUAAUUGGACGUCUCUUUUAUUUAUAUCGUAUUAACUAUUUCUAAAUGUUUAGGAUUUUUUAAUUUAUUUAUCUGUCGAUAAUUUUAAACUAUAUCAGUACAAGAACACGAUAAAUAAAUGUACAUAGCGUUAAUUCAAUUAUAAUUCAUAAUAUUAAUACUGUUGUAAACGUGUUUCUAAACUGUGUAUUAGGCAUGCGUCCGAUAUAUUAAAACGAAUUCAAAGUCCGAUUUCAAACACAAAUCGAUUCGUAUCGAUUUCACAAACUAAAAAUCCGAUUUCAAAAAUCGAACCAGCCGAACCAAACGCCAGCGAUCUAUAGAUCGAUACCACUAAAACAUUUCGAAUCGACAAAUAAAAUCACUGGAUAUCACCAAACGAAUUGUGUAUGGUAUCCAAACGCAGACUGAUUGUGACGUACUAUGAAAUUCGCUUUCUCUUUCUAACCAAUUGUAAUAGAGCGGAAAAAAAGGAUAACGCGAAUUUUGCGAUUCGGAUUUCGAUUUGUUGGUUCAGCUACGCAAAUCUAUUACACAAUCAUCGACCUUACUUUCAAGUAUUUAAAGACUAUAUUUGCCUGAGCGCAAGCGAUUUGGUGAGGCUAGGCGUUACCGAAAUCGGAUUUUGAAAUCGAUUUAUAAAUUUGCAAUCGGAUAAAUAUCAGUUGUCUACUGUAUAUAAUAUGAGCAUCAAACUACAUAUAUUGAAUACAUUCUUUACAAAGUAAAAUUAAAAAACGGUUGGCGAUGAAGGUGAAUCGAUAAAUUGUUUCUAGCGAACGCUAAAACAGACACUACCUUUGUAGGCUGUGAAAUGAAAGAAUAAAAUAUGAACUUUUAUAAAACGGGCACACAUUUGACUAGACAGAUUUAUAAAUGCUACCCAUAGUAUGAACUAAAUCGUCCAAAUAAUGUUGAGACGCUCAAUUUUUUUUAUCUCUAUAUAUAAUAAUUAUCAUUAAUGAUAAAUUUUCUAAAUCCGUCAACUUAGCAAUAAUAUUACAUUUAAGAUAUAAACUUUGUGAUGUCAUUAAUAUAGAUUGGGUUUGUAACGAAUAUUUUUAGUUACUGCCUGCCUCGUCCGUCUUUCUAGCUAAAGGCUUAAAGCUAGGUCCCGAGUUGUAAUAUCGAGGCGAACUAAUAAAAGUUAUUGGGUUUACUACCAAAUAACUCUCGAGCUAUGACUCAGCCUAUGUUAUGUAUAUAUUAUAUAUGCAAUAUAUAGUAUAUAGCAAUAUAUAGUAUAUAUUAUAUAUAUUAUAAGCGCAGCGUAGGGCGCCCUCCAGCCAGGUGGACCGACGACCUUAAGAAGGUGGCGGGCACCAACUGGAUGCGGAAGGCGGAGGACAGGGAGCUUUGGCGCACCUUGGGAGAGGCCUAUGUUCAGCAGUGGACAACGAUUGGCUGUUGAUUGAUUGAUAUAUAUGCAAUGGCAGGAGAAGUAAUAAACAAACCUUGGAUAUUUUGGAUAUUCUAUGCGAUUUUCUAAUCGCUUACCAAAUCUGUUAUGUACUACAAACAGUUUUUGAUUGUAACUACGUAUAUAUUUUAAUUUCACUCCUAAAGUUCCGACAACAACUUCGCCGACAUAGAAUACGUUUUUUUUUCACGCAUCGAUUUAGAACAUUAUUUGUACUCUGUCAUCAGAAUCGACCAUAGACUUUAAAAUCUUUUGAAUAUAUUGUCAAUUAUUCUUUACAAGCCUAAUUUGUAUAUUAAACCAUAAUCGCUAAUGUCUAAUUAAUAUUAAUAAUAGUAAUUAAGAACGAAAAUUUUAUUAGGCUUGUAUAAAUUUAAGAGGCUUUGUAGAAGAUUUUGUUUAUAACACUCAAUUUAAAAAAAAACCUUAACUCACUAUGUGUCAGCAAAUAUGAACCUUAUGUCGUAUUAAUAACAAUAAUUUUGAAUACAAUAUUGUAUGACAUAAUAUCCAGUAGUCAUUGUAUACAUUAUUAACAUAUUAUUUAUAGGGAAAAUUUAUAAACUAAGCACUAUUGAUUAAAGUAUAAUUACAAUCGUACAUAUGAAAAGUUAUGACCUUUAUUUUAUCAUAAAUGUUAAAAUUAAUUAUGUUUUUUGACUAGAAAUAAUAAUACGUUGUUCUAUGGCUUUUUUCAAUUUUAUAUCUUCCUGUGAAUGUACUGCAUUGCUAUUCCACAAUGCUGCUCGUGCGGUUUGAUGGUUAACGGUGCUCUUAAUUAAUUUAAUUAAUAAUAAAAAUAAUAAAGUUAAUGUCUACUUAUGUAAAGUUUUUAAAUAUAUUUAGCCUAGUGGUUAGAACGCGUGAAUCUUAACAGACGAUGGGUUCAAACCCGGGCAAGCACCACUGAAUUUUCAUUUGCUUAAUUUGUGAUUAUAAUUCAUCUCGUGCUUGACGGUGAAUGAAAACAUCGUGAGGAAACCUGCAUGUGUCUAUUUUCAUUGAAAUUAUGUCAUGUGUAUUCUACCAACCCGCAUUGGAGCAACGUGGUGGGAUAAGCUCUAAACCUUCUCCUCAAAAAGGGGGAGGAGGUCUUAGCCCAGCAGUGGGACAUUCACAAGCUGUUACUGUUAGCAUAACAUAUACAUGUCUUACUGCCACUGCAAACGCCAUUAUGGUUUUAUAUUUAUUACAAUAGUGUAUUAUAUGUUAUUAUUUCUUAUGAUCAUGAGUGUUUUAUUAUAAGUUUUCUGCGUUCAUUUCAAUUGAGAUCUUAAAUAAUAUAGUGACAAUACAAUCCCACAGCUGGGACAAAACUCUUUUGGUGACUUGAUAGGCUUGGAAUGUAUUACACCAUGCCAUGUAUUAAUUUAUAAAUAUCAUUAUUAGUUCUAAAAUAAUAACAGUGACAUUACUAGCUUGAUCUUAAAUUCAUAUUCUGAACCUGAAAAAUAGACUUGUAAGAUCUCGAUUCCAAAUCUGCUAUAAAAGCCUAUUUAUAUAAGGAAUAAUAAUUGGAAAUAUGUUGGUAAUAUAUAUUAAUAUAUAAAGCCUAUUCCAAUCGAAGGAUAAAUUAGCCUUAAUAACACGAAUCCAUAAAUAAUACCAUAGAUUAUUCAAGAUCUCGACCAUUGUUGGAUCAAGCUAUAUAUGUUUUGCGAUAUCGUAUUUUUAUUUACAGAUUCCUUCGAAUAUAUGUAGAUUUUUUUCACAAUUUUUAAAAUGUCUGUGAAGCUAUUUUAAUAUAUUCACUUAUAAUUUUUUUUGUCAAAAUCAGUCUUUUGUUAUGAAUUUAGUUAAUAUUCUAAAGUACAGUAUUUUAAUGUUCUUAGUGCGUAAAUGCUGCUAUAAAUAUGUAAAAAUAAUUUAAUAUUAAUUUAAGUUAAGA